AUGGCGGGUCAAACAAGAAAGUGGAUGAUCCUACUGGCCACCAUAUGGAUUCAGGCUUUUACAGGAACGAAUUUCGAUUUUUCAGCCUACUCGUCGGAGCUGAAGGCGGUGCUAAGGGUGUCACAGGUACAGCUGAACUAUUUAGCCACCGCCUCCGACCUCGGGAAGGUGUUGGGGUGGUCAUCGGGGCUGGCGUUGAUGUACCUGCCCCUAUGGGCAGUGAUGUUCACGGCGGCGCUCAUGGGAUUUAUCGGCUAUGGCUUCCAAUGGCUAGUUAUCCAGAAUAUCAUUGUCUUGCCAUAUUUCGUGGUAUUUUUACUUUGUUUGUUGGCUGGAUGCAGCGUCUGCUGGUUCAAUACUGUGUGUUUUAUUCUGUGCAUAAAGAAUUUCCCUAGUAAUCAACCCCUUGCUCUUUCUCUCACAGUCAGUUUCAAUGGCUUGAGUGCAGCAUUUUACAACCUUGCUGCAAAAUCAGUUAAACCUUCAUCAACCACAUUGUAUCUUCUUCUCAACUCUUUAAUUCCGCUCUUGACAUCUGUCGCAGCCCUGUUCCCAAUCCUUUUCCAACCCCCGGUGGAUGUUCUUUCAUCUGAUGCUGUUAAACGCGAUCAAUUUAUAUUCAUUGUGUUAAAUUUGUGGGCCGUUGUGACGGGAUUCUACCUUCUCUUCCUCCAUUCGUUAAACGCAUCAACAGCUCGUUUUCUCUUUGCUGGUGCCAUGUUUCUACUUAUCCUCCCUUUUGGUAUCCCCGGUGUUAUCUAUGCUAGAGAUUGGUUCCAUCACAAGAUUUACUCACGCUUCGAAUUUCAAGGCUCAGGUUUUAUUCUUGUUGAUGCUGAUGAUCUUGAAUUACAUAAAGAGCUCCUUAGUCAACAGAAUAAUGCAGACGUUAGGCCAGUUCAAGUAAUAUCUAGACAAAACACGGGAAGUAGUGAAGGGUGUUCGUGUGAGACUGCAAUGAAGAAGGAUUGUCUCCUGGUGCUCGGGGAAGAGCACAAGGCACGAAUGCUCCUUGGCAGGUUGGAUUUUUGGCUAUACUAUAUUGCUUAUCUAUGUGGAGGCACAAUUGGGCUUGUGUACAGUAAUAAUCUCGGGCAGAUAGCUCAGUCACUUGGAUAUUAUUCAAUGACUUCAAGGCUCAUUACAACAUAUUCGUCGUUCUCCUUCUUUGGCCGCUUGCUUUCAGCUGCACCGGACUUCAUUCGAACGAAGCUAUACUUUGCGCGGACGGGGUGGCUAGCCAUAGCUCUUCUGCCAAUGCCAAUGGCCUAUUUCUUGCUCGCUGCCAAUAGUAGCGAGGCAGCAGUCCAGGCAGGCACAGCAUUGAUAGGACUAACCUCGGGAUUCAUAUUUGCUGCUGCAGUUUCAGUAACAUCUGAGCUUUUCGGUCCCAAUAGUGUGGGCGUAAACCACAAUAUUCUCAUCACAAAUAUCCCUAUUGGAUCGCUUACCUAUGGUGUUCUCUCUGCUGUUGUUUACGAUUCCAACGAGAUGUUUGGUUUAGGCCUAAUGGCUGAUUCAGUGGUGUGCAUGGGAAGAAAAUGCUAUGGCUUGACCUUUGUGUUGUGGGGAUGCAUUUCUAUCCUGGGAUUAGCCUCAAGUUUGCUGCUAUUCUUAAGAACCAGGCCUGCUUAUUAUCAGUUUGAACAAAACAGAAGAUCAACACUAUUGUAA
This is a messenger RNA of Fraxinus pennsylvanica, 1674 nucleotides long. The record is from the annotation of a GenBank genome assembly. NCBI's taxonomy places the organism in Eukaryota, Viridiplantae, Streptophyta, Magnoliopsida, Lamiales, Oleaceae.